Messenger RNA from Purpureocillium takamizusanense, 2809 nucleotides. RefSeq names its product nucleolar complex protein 14 (gene NOP14). Lineage: Eukaryota; Fungi; Ascomycota; Sordariomycetes; Hypocreales; Ophiocordycipitaceae. The record is from RefSeq and is a predicted model, not a curated record. The coding region runs from base 37 to 2760 and encodes 907 amino acids. Gene Ontology annotation, biological process: maturation of SSU-rRNA. The transcript is spliced from 2 exons. Gene Ontology annotation, cellular component: nucleolus; Noc4p-Nop14p complex; small-subunit processome.
AACAUCACCCAGCCUGAGAACCGACAGCAGCCCAACAUGGCCGGGUCCCAGCUGAAGCGCCUCAAGGCGUCACUCAGGGAGCAGGGCAUCACCGGGCCGCAACAAUCGAAGAGGCAGAAACGCAAGCUCGCACAGGACGGUCGUGCGCGUAAUGGGAAGAGGCUGCAGAGGGGAGUGGUCCUCGAAGGCAUCCGCGAUCAGUUCAACCCUUUCGAUCUCAAGCAUGCGAAGGGUCCGAAAUUCGAGGUCACUUCCAACAAGACACUCACCGGCGAUGCAGCAAAGGGCAUCAGGGGUCGCCCUGGACAAGCCAGGGCGGCCGGUGAGGAACGACGUCGCGAAACUCUUUUGGUCGACAUGCAACGGCGCAACAAGGUCGGCGGUAUUCUGGAUCGCCGAUUUGGCGAAAACGACCCGACCAUGACGCCCGAAGACAAGAUGCUGGAACGUUUCGCACGGGAAAAGCAGAGAAGUCACAGGAAGAGUUCCAUGUUCGACCUGGAAGAUGACGAGCCCGUAGAAGGUGGUCUUACACAUGGAGGAAAGACUCUGACAUUUGAGGACGAAGAGCCUGUCGACGACUUUCAAGAGAAUGACUUGGACGGCUACGACAGCGAUGGAUCAGUGCGGGAGAGACAGCGGCUCAAGCGCAUACGCGCCAUGGCCAGUGAGACAAAUGAGGACGAGGACGAACAGCCGGAUCGCAAGAAGACGAAGAAAGAAGUCAUGGAGGAAAUCAUUGCGAAGUCGAAAAUGCACAAAUACGAGAGGCAGGCGGCCAAAGAGGACGACGAGGAAUUGCGGGCCGAACUCGAUAAGGACCUGCGGGACAUCCAAUCGCUUUUGACGUCGGCCUCCAAAACUUCUCAAGCGCGCAGUGUAGCCAAUGCUCUCGCUUCCACCAUAGCUGGCGAGGACAGGGAUGCAUUCGAGAAGAAUUACGAUCUUCAAGUGAAGCAGCUGGCGCAAGACAAGAGAGCCCAGCCCACCGAACGCACCAAGACAGAAGAGGAAAAAAUAGAAGCGGAAUCAAAGAGGCUGCGAGAGCUUGAAGAGAAACGCCAGAAGCGGAUGAGGGGCGAGGAGGUCUCCGACAGCGAGGAAAGCGAAAACGACAUGAAAGUGGCCGAUGAAGAUGCCAAUGCUUCCGAAGAUGACGACUUUGGGCUCGGCAGCGGUAUCAGAACCAGACCAACCGCCACAGAGCUCGGUUUCGACGAUGAGGACGACUUCAUCAUCGAUGACGACCUAGUGGCAAGCGGAUCCGAACUCGAGUUACCGGACAGCGACGCUGAGUUGGAUGCGGAAGAAUCUGGCGAUGACGCACCAGAUGAGGACGAUGAAGAAGACGAUUUCACCGCAGGUUUACUCAACGAGGAAGAGGCACGAAACCCCGUCUUCAAGGCCGAGACUGCUGCCAAGGCUUCUGCGUUGCAAAAGCCCGAUGAGCAUGGCUUGCCGUACACAUUCCCGUGUCCUCAGACCUGCGAGGAAUUCGAGACCAUCACGAGACCAUUUCCCAGCCAGCAUAUUCCCACCAUCGUGCAGCGGAUACGAGCGCUUUAUCAUCCUAAGCUUGACAGCCAGAACAAGGAACGCCUCGCCAACUUCUCCCUGGCCCUGGUUGACUUCAUCUCCUCAGAGUGGAACCCUGAUUCUUCUCCCUCGUUCCUAGUGCUGGAAAGCGUUGUGCGACAUAUCCACUCACUCUCAAAAAUGUUUGCGAUCGAGAUCGCUCAAAAAUUCAGGGAGCGUAUCGCAGAGAUUGGUAGCAAGCGACCCUUGGCCCCUCUGCCGUCGGACCUGAUCCUCCUCACAGCUGUUGGAACCAUUUUCCCCACCUCGGAUCAUUUCCAUCAAGUAGUAACACCUGCCAUGCUGACGAUAGGGCGGGCACUUGGGCAACAAGUUCCUCAAAAUCUAGCCGACUACGCUGUCGCAACGUAUCUAUCAAUCAUUGCCUUGCAGUACCAGCAAUUAUCGAAGCGAUACGUUCCCGAACUUGUCAACUCUUGCUUAAACACCAUAUGCGCUCUCGCUCCCACUCCAUCUCCAAAGCAGUCCGGCAACUUUCCUCAGCAUGAUCCCCCAACCAAGAUCCGGCUACAGAACGCCACCGGGGUGUCUCCCAGGAAACUGUCGUUUGCAGACUGCCUCGUAUCCGACAUCAAAGGGAGAGACGCGACUUCCCUCAAGGUUGCCAUUCUCGAUACGACUAUGCAGAUCCUCGACGCGGGUGCAGAUCUGUGGGCAGGCAAAGAGGCUUUCCCAGAGAUUUUCAACCAGGUUGCUUCUGUGCUGAAAUUGUUGGGUGGGCAGUCAAACCGCGUGCAGUUGCCUGGCGCGCUCUGUGACCAGGCCGAGAAACUGGGAGUCAAGCUAGCACGCAUGUCGCGACUUGCACAGAUUUCACGCCGCCCCUUGGAGCUGCACCACCAUCGUCCUCUCGCCAUUAAGACAUACAUUCCCAAGUUCGAGGAGACCUUUGACCCGGACAAGCACUACGACCCGGAUCGCGAGCGCGCCGACUUGGCCAAGCUCAAGAAGGAGCACAAGCGGGAGCGCAAGGGUGCUAUGAGAGAAUUGAGGAAGGAUGCCAAUUUCAUGGCGCGGGAGAAACUGCGCAUCAAAAAGGCCAAGGACGAGGCCUACGAAAAGAAGUACAAGCGCCUCGUCGCGGAGAUCCAGAGCGAAGAGGGCCGCGAAUCAAACGCGUACGACAGGGAGAAGCAAGCUCGCAAGAGGGCGAGGAACAGAUAGACAGUCCGUGUCAUUCAGUUGUAAUCGCAUGUCCUGGCGAAAUUCCACA